Molecule: messenger RNA, 1263 nt
Organism: Arachis duranensis
Lineage: Eukaryota; Viridiplantae; Streptophyta; Magnoliopsida; Fabales; Fabaceae
Product: fructose-bisphosphate aldolase, cytoplasmic isozyme 1-like
Biological process (GO): fructose 1,6-bisphosphate metabolic process; glycolytic process
Cellular component (GO): cytosol
Molecular function (GO): fructose-bisphosphate aldolase activity
Source: RefSeq, a predicted model, not a curated record
GGUAUAUUCCUUUGAGAGACUUAUCUAUAUAACAUGGUAGUUUGUUUAACUCAAUUUUUGUGCUGUCGUUUGUUAUCUGUUUUCCCGCCAUCCAAAAUAAACACUUUUGAAGCUUGAAAACAUUGUAACAAUGUCUGCCUUUGUUGGAAAGUAUGCAGAUGAGCUUAUCAAGAAUGCCAAGUACAUAGCCACACCAGGGAAGGGAAUCUUGGCAGCAGAUGAGAGCACAGGCACCAUUGGCAAGCGGCUUGCAAGCAUCAAUGUUGAGAACAUUGAGGCCAACCGCCAAGCGCUGCGCGAGCUCCUCUUCACCUCCCCUAAUGCCCUCCCAUACCUCUCUGGCGUCAUCCUCUUCGAGGAGACUCUCUACCAAAAGACUUCUGAUGGAAAGCCUUUUGUUGAGGUCCUCCAAGAGAACAAUGUCAUCCCAGGCAUCAAGGUGGACAAGGGUGUUGUGGAAUUGGCCGGAACAAAUGGCGAAACCACCACUCAAGGCUUUGACUCUCUUGGUGCAAGGUGCCAGCAAUACUACAAGGCCGGUGCACGAUUUGCCAAGUGGCGUGCCGUGCUGAAGAUAGGCCCAACCGAGCCUUCUGAGCUGUCCAUCCAGCAGAAUGCGCAGGGAUUGGCUCGCUACGCCAUAAUUUGUCAGGAGAAUGGGCUUGUCCCCAUUGUUGAACCUGAGAUUCUGACUGAUGGGAAUCAUGACAUAGCUAAGUGUGCUGCUGUUACUGAAACUGUUCUUGCUGCUGUUUACAAGGCACUCAAUGAUCAUCAUGUUCUUCUUGAGGGAACCCUCCUCAAGCCCAACAUGGUUACCCCUGGCUCUGAUAGCCCAAAGGUUCCCCCAGCAGUGAUUGCUGAGCACACAGUCACUGCACUGCGCAGAACCGUCCCAUCGGCGGUACCAGGGAUUGUGUUCUUGUCUGGUGGACAAAGUGAAGAGGAGGCUACAUUGAACCUUGAUGCAAUGAACAAGUUGGAGGUGCUGAAGCCAUGGACUCUGUCAUUGGCGAAUUCGGAGGCUACUCUUGGCAAGUAUGGUGGUGGAAGUGGAACUGGUUUGGCUUCUGAGAGCUUGUUUGUAAAGGGCUACAAGUAUUAGUUAGCCUCAAAGUGGAGUUUGGAGAUUGAUUUGGAAUGUGUAUGAUGCUGCUACUUAAGCCUUUUUCUUCUGAUUAACUUGUUUUAUUUUUUGGAUACAUACAUACAUAUGUUAUAAAUUUCAAAGUUUAUAUAUUUAUAGGAGCUGAUUGUAAGUAA